Messenger RNA from Macrosiphum euphorbiae (potato aphid), 252 nucleotides. Lineage: Eukaryota; Metazoa; Arthropoda; Insecta; Hemiptera; Aphididae. The record is from the annotation of a GenBank genome assembly.
AUGGAAGGAAGCAGUCGGUGGGGUGAAGAAGUCGGUGCUUGGCUAGACUACGAUAUGAUUAAUAGUAAAAAACGAAAUUACUUUUUCAAGACCAAUAUAUCACCGCUAUGGACUGGGUGCUACGAAAAACACCAAACUUUUGUAAAAAGGGUACUGAAUUAUUUGAAUAAAAGUGAAAUAUUUAAGACUCUUGUGGGCAUACCAACCACCCUCAGUACAACCGAUCAACAGUGUGAUCAGUUGAACGCAUAG